Messenger RNA from Puntigrus tetrazona (Sumatra barb), 1641 nucleotides. Its product is annotated as tumor necrosis factor ligand superfamily member 13-like. Gene Ontology annotation, cellular component: membrane. Gene Ontology annotation, biological process: immune response. Gene Ontology annotation, molecular function: tumor necrosis factor receptor binding; receptor ligand activity. NCBI's taxonomy places the organism in Eukaryota, Metazoa, Chordata, Actinopteri, Cypriniformes, Cyprinidae. The record is from RefSeq and is a predicted model, not a curated record.
UUAGGCCCACUGAACAACAAAGCGCUCAGUCUUUUUCAUCAUGUGCAUUCAGGACUACAAUAAAGCUAAUUGAAUUUCACAACUUCUUCAGAAUAUCCGCGUUAUAACCUUCACCGGAGUUUCGUUUGGGAUUUUGAUUGGUUAGAACUUCAUACAGCAUUUCCAUCGAUCUUUUUUUUCCCCCAUCCCCCUGCUCUUUCUGAAGAAAGUCGAGAAACCGAAAGUUAACGGAAAUAUUAGCGCUAUUUUCGCGCGUCCCGUCACGUCAACGUUUAGUCGGUAAUGAAGAACCGCGACAGCCCCGCUUCCGCCUGGAAGGUGAAGGUGGAGGCGCUGAAGAGGUUUCUCGUGUGCGCUGUCGCCUGCACCUGUGCGGCCGUGAUGUAUAUACAGUGGACCUACAUCUGGAUGCUCAGGUCUGAAAUGGCUGAAAUAACUCGUCGGUUCGGGCCUCUGGACACAGCCAUGAAGGAAGGUGGGAUAUGCUGCGAUUCCGCCUUGUGCUACGGGGCUACAUCUUGUUAUAAGGUGAGCUGCUAUCACGAGAGACGGACACGCGCUGAGGGCAGAGACAAGAGAGAUGUGUCAAAACAAAGGAAACAGAGAAAGAGACGAGAAACAGAGCAGCACACGUUUCUCCAUCUGGUUCCCGUGUCUUCGCAGUCAUACAAUGAUCAUGACACCACUGUUCUGUCUUGGGCCAUAGGGCAGAGCAGAGGGGGGGCUUCAGGUUUGGGGGAUACCGUAACAGUGGAGACUGAGGGUACCUACUUCAUUUACAGUCAGGUGCUGUAUAAAGACACCACCUGGGUAAUGGGUCAUGUGAUCACGAAGAGGGACAAAGCGGAAACUAAGCUCAUGAAGUGUUUAAAAAGCAUGCCCAGGAACGUCAGCCAACCACUCAACACUUGCUACACAGCUGGAAUUUACUUCCUGGAGUCUGGAUCCACUCUUCAGCUCUCUGUUCCCCGCAAAUCUGCAGAGCUCAUCCUGACAGCUCACGCCACCUUCAUGGGCCUCUUCAGCAUAUGACACAAACAUGUGUUAGUUAGUUCUCUACACAAGAGUUUCGUACUUUCAUGCGCAAUAACAGUAAAUGCUUUUAUGUGGAGAGUGAUUGAUACCCAGUGUACAGUUCAUACACUGGCAUGUUGGAAAGGGUACUUAAAUGUACAAAAUAUGAUACUACUAUGUUUGGACAUGGCAUUAUAGAAAUAAGGUUUGCUUCCAUUUUUAAAUAUACUGUGGGCAAUGUAAAUAUGUUAUAUAGAUAUGGUAUUCGGUACCAUAGCAUACAUACACUGAUUAACCACUGACAGAUGAGUAACAUUGAUCAUAUUGUUAUAAUGAGGGUGUCAUAUAUCAGGCAUCAAGUGAACAGUCAGUUGUUCAUGUGUUGGAAGCCAGAAAAAGGAACAAGAGGAAAGAUCUGAGUCACUUUGACAAGGGUCAAAUGGUGAUGGCUAGCCGACUAGGUCAGAGCAUCUUCAAAACAGCAAAUCUUGUGAGGUGUCCCAGUAUGCAAUGGUUAAUACCUACCAAAAGUGGUGCACAUAAGAAGAAUCUGUGAUCUGAUAUCAUGGGCAUCCAUGGGCUAGUGCAGGAGAGGCACUGUAGCUCAGAUAAAAACUUAAUGUUGGC